UGGCGGAAAACGACAGAAGUGUGGCGUCGCGGUUGUUCGUUUGUUUGACAUGCUGCACAGAUGCUGUUCCGUUUCCAUUCAGUAGAACUAGCAUUCGCGCAACGUAGUGCUUGAAAUGUUCUCUUCAUUUAUUGUCGAGCAUCAUCCAUAUCUUACUGCACCUGUAUAAGUACGCUUGGUGGCCACUUUUACGUGAUCAUCUGUCUUGCUGAGCCAUGAGCGCCGAGGCCGGAGAUGGCGAUGGUCCGCAGAGUUCACUAGAACCUCCGGACAAUCCCGCUUGUCCGAAAUCCAUACCUUUGUGCAGUCUUGUGGAAGACGGCCUCUACCUCGGUGGACGAGACGCUGCUGAAGACGAGGAAUUGAUUCACGGUUUCGGCAUCACUCACGUUCUUACGGUGGACACGUAUCGGCUCAAAUUUGAGGGAAAUGUCGUCUGCUUGUACCUGUACGCCGAAGACAGGGCCGAAGAGGACUUGCUUAGUCGCUUUCAUGAGGCCUGUGAAUUCAUCGAAAAGGGACAACAGAACGGCGCGUGCUUAGUGCACUGUCGCUUUGGUGUAUCGAGGAGUGCGACAUUGGUGGCCGCUCAUCUCAUGCGAAAAUAUGCCUUAGAUUAUGCUGAAGCGCUGCACAAACUGAAGGAAAGGCGUGCCUGCAUUGGACCAAAUGCAGGCUUUGUGGCUCAGCUGAAGCUUUUCCAAAAAAUGGGGUACAAAGUAGACAAGGCAGACCUGCAAUUCAAGCUCUUUCUCUUGGAGCGGCUUUCUCAUUUGGCAAAGAAAGCUGGCUCAUUUUAUGCUGUGCCAUGUGAAGUGAAGAGCUUCUGGACUGAUCAAGACAAGUCUAGUGGGGAAUGCUUGAGGUGCAGGAAAUGUAGGUUUACACUCUGCUUCACAUCGAAGAUUGUGCCUCACACACCAGGCUACAGCAUUGCCUGGUGGGACACUCGCUGGAAGGAGCCGGAAGAGAGGCUUUGCCAAACAAGCAUCUUUGUUGAGCCAACAGCCUGGCUCUUCAACCAAGCAAGGGCACUCCAAGGAAGGUUAACCUGUCCAAAUUGUCAUGGCAAGCUAGGAAACUACAAUUGGUCAGGGCUGUAUUGUGAGUGUGGAGCUUGUGCACAGCCAGGCUUUCAUAUCACGCCAAGUAAAGUGGACAGGGCUGUUGGUGCAUCAGAGCCUGUCAAAGCCUACCUGCGGCACAGACACAGGCCUGCCACGAGUGAGUGUGGGCCCGCUUACAGUCGCCUAGAGGAAGAGCCUGACGACAGAGAGACCGACCCCCCGUCCACCUAUAAAAGCCUGCAAGAUGAGCCUGACAGUGGUAAUGUGGAGCUCAUAUCUGCCUGCUGUCAGUUGGAGAAGCAGCCGGAAUGCGACAGCAGUGAGCAAGUCUGUGCCUGCAGUCAACUCGAAGAUGAACAGCAUGAUGUGCACAGCUUUGAAAGUGCAUUGGUCGCUAACUUACAUGAGUCAAACGAGGAGCAACACGAUGGUAGAGGAGGGGAGCAUCCAAGAACAAACUAGGCAGCAUCUCAAAGCAUUAAUUUGUUGAAAGGACAAGGCAGCAAGGAUUGGCACAGGAAAGAAGGCCUAUGGGCAUUGUAAACAGUUCUUCUAUGAAGCUUUUUUUUUCUACCACAUUGUUUUGUGGUUUCUACCCUUAACUGACAAUUUCUGUAAAUGAAAAAUGCACGAAAUACUGUUGUAUGAGACUAUGAAUGUUAUGAACUGACUAGCUGCUAAGUUAGCAGUAAUCACGCAUGUGAGAGCAUCCUCUUCUUUUCAUUUUUGGUCAUAAGUAGGCUUUGCAUUUUGCUCAGAAAAAUGAAGGUCAACAUUCCAUUACCAUCACUUUUUUUAUUUUUGACUCAAGUCACAGAUGAUGUUAAGCCCAACUCCAGCCUGUCUUGGAAAGGCCAGAAAUAAUUUCCUGUGUUGACAUUGCUUAUAUCAGUACACACUGGCUGUCACAUGGUCAGUGUUCCGUGACAAAUGUUCCACCUAUGCUGAGAUUCAUGUGAUAACUGCCAGGCAAGCGAAAGUUUUCAGCAAAGCAAUGAUGGGGUAGUGAAUGACUUGCUGACUUGCAUGUGAUGGAGUGAAUAUAGAGUUGUUUGCAUGAGUUUUUCUGUUUUGAAUGUGCCAGUAAAGCAGAAGUGUUUAAUCAAGCAGCAGGAAUCAUGAUCAAUACAUGCUCAAAAAUGAGGUUUAAUGAUAUAAGAGAGUACAUGUACUUUUAUUUAUUUUAUUAUCAUGCUUUGUGCAUGCUCUCAUUGCAUGUAAAUGCAGUUCUUUGCACCUUCAAGUCCAGAUUUAGCCCUUCAGAUCUAGUCCCUUGUUCUGAUAGUGACAUAACCUCACGGGGUGAGCAGUUGCAAUGCCUGUGAACAACGGAGCAACAUCCCAUGGCUCUCCAAUAGUGUCAGCGACUGUACAAGACUGUUGCAUCAUAAGAUUUGACUGUGUAAGGCUACGAUGCUUUAAUACUUUCAUGCUCUUUAUGACCUACAAUGCAACAGCGCCAGUGGAACAUGUUGUAGUUCAUAGGAAAGUGAUGUGCUGUAAUCGCAUCACAUCACACAUCACUUUAUUACUUUAAAGACCCCCAAUAUGGGGGUAUUACAUAAGGGGUGGGUACAGGAAUAAGUAAUCAUAUGUACAAAAAAAAAUUAUUGGUUAAAUAUGGCAGUUAUACAAUCAGAAAAUAUAGAUCGACAGGUGGUUGCAGUGACGUCAUGUGGAAGGCCAUUCCAGUCUAUGGCUGAGCAAGAAAGGAAUGGUGCAGCAAACGUUGUAGUAUGAGCACGUGGACAGGCAAAUUGCAGGGGAUGACCAACGCGGAGUGAAAUUCGUACCAGAGAGCUGAUGUAGGGCAGAAUACGAAGUGAGCUGAAAAAAAAACAACUUAUGGAACAAGCACAUACUGGCGAUUCAAUGACGAAAAACAAGAUUUGUUAAACCGGAUUUCACUUUUAAAGAUGAUAUCCUGGUACUGUAUGAAUAGCAUGAAUGAAUUAAUCUAGUGGCUCGAUUGUGUAGUUAUUCUAGUGAAGUUAUCAGACAAAUUUGGUUAGGGCUCCAGAUAGGGGAUGCAUAUUCUACUUUUGUUCGUACCACGGACAUGUAUGCCAGAAGUUUCACGUUCGGCUUAAAAAACCAAGGCUUCUGUUAGCUGAUGAUAGUAUGUUUGUGACAUGCGCAUUCCAAGUUAGGUCUUCGCACAAGGUUACGCCCGCGUAAUUGUAAGAACUGGUUAAUUCCACUGCAACGCCAGGAUUAAGUAAUGCAUAACAAUGCACAAUUGCAAAGACUGCAGGGAAGCCAUCUGAUAUCACAUAGUACAUUCAUCACUUGCUGAUACCACUGGGCAACACAUUGACUUUUGAAGUAAGCUCAGUUGUUGUUCAUACUGCAUGGCAAAAGUGCACUCGCAAAGCAUGGGGCACAAACUACCAAUGACAUGGCACUAUGCAACCUCUAAUACAUUGCUUUACCAGCUGGUAAGCCAUGUGUUCAGUGCCAUUAAAAAGAAGGCAGUGUAUAGGGACAACCUAUUGGUGCAGCUUCGCAUCAUGAGAAGGUUUUAAAUAAAAAUGACCUGCUGCUCAUGGAAAUUUGUAGAUGAAACUGUGUCACGUGAAACUGAACAGAUGAUUUAAUGUUUACACUCUUCAUUUUUUGCAUCUUUUUACAAUGCUUGCAUUCACUAUUACAUUUCUUUAUACUCAGUAAUAAUGCUCAGCACAAAACAAGUUACAUCUAGAAAGCAGAGCAGAACAAGGGUGCAAACUACAAUAUUGCGAAGUGCACUCGGGGUGAGCCGUCAUCUUGCGAAUAACGGUGCUCAAUAACCACCACAUAAGUUCAUUUCUCAGUGAGAAUGUGAAUAGGCGCUAGUUAAAGACAUAAUUAUACAUUAUAUUUAGUGGUAGGGACAUAAAGUGUAAACCUUGGAUUAAACAGGUGUUUGACAAAGUAUUCACUAACUUUAUUUGCUGGCUUCAUUUGCAAGUUAAGCUGCUGGCCACAUUCAGGUGCCAAGGCAGCUUGUUACGUGCAUAUAGGGUACAAGAGCAAACAAAAAAGUUCACAAAACAACAUUUUAAUGUUAGUAAACUGAUAACAUAAGCACAAAAUAUCAGUGAAGCUAUAUAAUGUGUGGAAAGCAAACGAAAAUGACAUACAUAAAGUGUGCAAGGCAGCAAAUUUUCAAAUGUGUGCAAGCAUUUUCGUUUUUAAUACAAAUUGACCACUUCUCAUUCCAUUUCUGCUCAGCUGGAAAAUUAAAACAAUAUUUCCAAUAAUCGUGAAGGGCUGAAUGAGCAGGCACCCACCAUGACAGCUUAGUGGCUAUGACAUACUUUUGCUAAGCAUGUGGCUUGACACCUUGCUUUAGUGGCUGCAUUGCAAAUCAGGUGGAAUUUCAAAAAAUGCUCAUGUAUAGAGCUUGGGAAACACAUUUAAGGAACCUCAGGCUGUCAAAAUCAAUAUGGAGCUGUACACUGCAGCAUCUCUCAUGCACAGCAGGUGUAAUUGCAGGUGUACCGCAUUACUGGGGUCUGUAUUGUGUAUCAUUAUCGUCAAAAUACAGGUCUAUUACCUGAACCUGUGUUUCAAGUGAAACCAUAUUUCCUAUUGCAGGAAGAUUCAUUAUUGUAUAGAUUACCAUAAACAGGAAGCAAUUACUAAACUGGUAUUCGUUUGUAUAAUUAAUUGGGCCUGACCUAAUAAGGAAUGUUUGAGUUUUAGGCUGCCUACAGGUUAUUAUCUUGAAUUAUGCAAAGCAAUGGCCGUGUUGUUCUCGUGGUUACCUCCAUGUUUGCAUCACAGGGUGUGUAGUUUUAGUCUAUGUUAUCUCUGAGUGAUAAGGGCACACUGCUUAGACUUGAGAGCACUCCUUUUUCUGCCUGUAAAUACUUACUCAUUAUUUAAAUUUAUUUGUUUUCAUUAUUUCUUUGUCAUAUAGCCAGUUAAGCUUACCACGUUGCAUCUAGGCAUUUGCUGUUUGUCUUUUAUUGCAUUGAUGACCUUCCUCACAUUAUUUAUUUGCAACCUAUUUGAAUACACCUUUGUUUAGAUUUCGCAGUAGACAACCUUAGGAGCUUUGGAAGAUAAGAAAGUGAGCUUUUACCCUUUUGCCCAUUACAUCCAUAGUUCUCAACUUUUUACAAAUAGAUGUUUAAUAUUCAAUUCUGUAUUUGGAGUCAUUUGUUCUUAAAUAUUUAUAUUGAACUUUAGUUGCAAGAUUACUCGUAAUAAAGUGCCCAUCAUUCAGUGUAAGUGCCCCAAGUUUCUAAAAUUAAAAUGAUAUCCAUGCUCUAAAUCAGUUUUAGCACAUCUUGUGCUGAUUAAAAGAGCUGAAUAACCUGUCAUGUUGGCGCUGGCCACUAGAGCCACUUAGAUCAUACAGAAGGUGUGGCUGUGUUCUUAACUAUAGUAGCUUAGAACCUCUGGCCAAGCACUAGCUCUGCUUACUGAGCUACUUUAUCUGGCAUGCUGUGUGAAAAAAAGAAAAGUUUCCAUAUACCACUGCAAGAUUUUCUUUUUAUUUGAUGGCAGGUAACCUUGCUUCACUACAAAAAUAAAUAAGAAUAUCUGUUUUUGUUUGCAUUGUGAUAACUGAUAUACUGGCUAUGUGCACUGGAAAUUCUAAUGCAUUAGUAGAUAUAACCUGUACGAUGUUAGGGAAAAAGUCAUUGGGAAAGACAUCUUCAUGAAGUUUCUGUUGAGUUGACACAUCACAAUGGUUUGAAUGUGAAGAUGUCAUCAUUGCAUGUCAUCUAGUGAUGUGGUUACUUUGCUUCAGAGACAGAUUUGAGCUUUUGUGAACUGUGCAAUACAAGGGUGGGCUGAUAAGUCUUGAGCUUUACUGAAAGAGAAGUCAUUGUAAUUUUCCACUUAUCCAAAAUAUUCUCUCUGAAAGUGAGGACAAUGAAUGUUCAGCUUUUCUUGGCCUUUAGGAAAAGCAAUUGUGGUUGGCAUGAAACCAUUUAUCUGCAGCAUCUAUCACUUGUUCACAGAUGGGAAAAUGUGUGCCUUUGAAGUGUUCCUAAAGGUUAGGAAAAAGAUGCUAAUCACAGGGUCUGGCAAGUAAGGGAGAUAUUGCACCUAGUCAAAGAUGACGUCAACCAGUUUUCUGCUUCGUGAUGGAGGCUUUGUGCAGCAGUGCAUCAUCAUGCAGAAGUAACAGCCUAGCUUGGCAAUUGUCCUCAAGGCUUCUUGUCAGAUCCUGCCUGACUCUGUCAAACAGUGAUGAAUAAUGAACUGCUUUGUGUGUUAUCAUCUUCCAGAUGGUCCAUGAAAACAUUUCCAUCCUUGUCCCAAAACGCGGAUGUAAUCACCUUUUCAGUGGAUAUUUGCUCUAGGAAUUGCUUUGGACGAGGGGAACCCAAAUGUUUCCACUCUUUCGACUGUUUGGUCUUGAAAUUGUACAAAUAUAACCGUGUCUGAUCCAUUAUGAGCAGCCUACACUAACAUUGCCUUUAUCAUCUUCAAAAUGGUGGAGAAUGGCCUGAGUUGACAUGCGUUCAUAUGUUUCUGGUCAGCACUGAGGCAUUUGGGGAUCACUUGGUUGUAACCAUCAUGUCCAGCACAUCAGUGAAUAUCUAGCCUAUGCGCUGUCGUGACAAAUUAAGGGCCACUACUAUGUGUUUAGCUGAGGUCCUUCUGUUUUCCGAAACCAUUUCAUGAACAGGGUCCAUAUUUGCCCCAGAGGUCGCUUUCACAAGUCUCGCAGGACAUUCUUCAUCUUCUAUGCUGAUGUGGCCUGUACAAAAUAUAGCCACCCAUCUUUUUUUACUAUAGCAUAUGUUGCUCAGUCUCAAAAAUCUCCUUUGCAGAAUUUCCUCUUGCUUAGAGAAAUUUGAUCACUGGCACUCUUUACGAGUAAAAUGCACCGUGAUUAACACCAUCUUCUUUUCAGAAGUGAAAAGUUAAGAAAAAAAUGGCUUAAAGGGUAAAAUUUGCAAUAGUUAUGCAACAUAAUAUAUUAUGCAAGAUAUUAAGAUAUUAUGCAAGAUAAUAUAUAUUUUAAUGUAACACUGAAAUUUUUUUAUUAGACAAGGGGAUAAUGGUAAGGCUCAUGAUUUAUCAAAUCUCCCUCGUAUAUCUGUUAUCUUUAUAUUUCUUCUUUUGUCAUCUAUGCUUCAUUCUUAUGGGGGGGGGGGAAGGGGCAUCAUUUUUUACAGGUUUUUUCCUUGGUACAUUAUUGUUAAGGGAUACUGAAUUCUCAAGUCAGAAAACACUUGUGUGCACAAACAAUGUAAAAAGCUGGCUAAGGUAGAAAGCUUUCUUGUGUGUUUUAUUGAUAGUAGAUGCACUGUUAAGUUUUCAAGGAAAAGGUAAAUGCUUGCUCCUUGCUGCUUCAGCGUAGUACUCUCAAUUCUGUCUCGAGCAUUUUCAACAUGAAUGCCAUGUUGCCAAGAGCCUAACAGUGAAUUGUCACACAAAUGCCAGCAUGUGUGCAGCUGAUUGUAGCAACUGUGGAACUGAGAGCUCUGCACAAGGAUGUGAAAGUUGUGCCAGAAUUUUAUAGAGAAUGUUAAAAAAGAUUACCAGUUUCAUGACGAUGUGAAGGUGACAAGCGGCAACCUAUCACUCCUUGCCACUUUCAACUAUUUUCUCAUCUUUUUCUCUCAUACCAUAAAUAAAAUACAGAAAGCACAAUGAAAUGCUUUAUAUUUACAGUCCAUCUCCUUUUGUUUACACUACACAGGCACACUUUAUCUGCGUAAAGCUAAGGCUGCAUGCACAGGCAUCACUGUUUGAGCGGACUUGCCGUAGCAGGUUCUUAGAGCCCCUCACCAGGCCCCAUUGCAAAUUUUGGUUAUACACUGGAAGUUGAACGCACGGUCCAGGGAGUGUUUCACGAAAAAAAUUUUUUAAACUGGUUGAUUAUUAAAGGAGUUUGGAGAAAUUGAACUUUCUGUUGCCAUGCCGCCAGGAGGCGAGCGUUGCUGUUAACACAGACACUCUCUCCCUUUGCCUUGACUAGCAUCCACAAACGACAUUCCUUCCCUGCCUUCUCCUAGACCAGAGCCAAGGGACCCUUUUUUUUUUUCUUCUUUGGCUCCCUUAUUUUCUGUGAGGCGCAUUUCCAGUAGCGGCAUUGCACCUUUAUAACAUUUGAGAUAAAAAAUAAAAGAACUCGACAUUAAAAGGGUUGGGACUGUUCACUGCAAACAGACAUGAAAUCGACACACAGCGACUCUCACAGAUCGACUCUCACAGAUUUUAUCACACUUCAAAGUCAUAACACAGGAAAAAAUGCAAGCUGGGUCUCAAAGUAGUCCGGACAUCAGGCAAAACACAACAUGAAGGGUUAUGCGACACUGUGGUCCAGUGCAGGUUGUGAGGCAAGUUCCAAAACCGUAGUGACAUAGGCCCUGCAGCGGGAGGGGCUAAUGGCAAGAUGUUGUGGUCAGAUCACUUGAACGACCGAUGAGUUGAGAGGUCGCAUUUGGUGUCCCAUUGGAUGCCCGAGGAUGUUCACCAGCUUAGGACAUGAUCCACACGCCCAGGACCACCAGGGACAAGCAGGAGGAGCCCGGACCGACGUCCGGCGUAAAAAUGUCAAAUUUCAUGAAAUUUUGAGGGGCCUGAAAAAAAACUGGUUUCAUUCAUGUUUUUCUUUCAGAAAAAUAUUAAAAAUUAAAAAAAAAGAAAGACGAUUGUGCACAGAGCUAUGAAAAACCCGAUACAUUUAUUUCUCCAACGCUGAAAAGAAUAUAAUUGUUACUUUACUGCGUCACAAAAGUCCCAGCUGAGCAUUUGGGUUCAAAAUCUCUGCAUGAUUUCAUGUCAAGGCAUUGCUUUCACAACAAAGUGUCAAGACCGACAUUUGUAUCUAUCUGUGUCCAAUUCAUUUCUGCCUCAUGCAUCAACACUUUGCUGUGCAGCGGAUGAAGCCUUCUGGGCAUUGAGGCUCAAGUGCAUGUACACAAGUUUUUGCACACGAUUCCCAGUGAGCCUGUUGCGUAGCUUGGUGUGCACAUUUCCAAAGUCGGACCAGUUUUUUUCACAUGCCGUAAAAGAAGGGGGAAUCUGCAGUACACGAUAGGCAAGGGGGCUCAAGGGUUGGGUGAAGCGAAGUCGUUUCCACCACGUGGAUAGAUCCUCUUGCUUCGCAGGCUCCCAAACUCCUUCUUUUGACCCAACUUUUAGAUAGGUCGAAAGGAGUUGCAUCGCAACAGACUUCUGCGGGGAAGCUCUGCUUUUUUUUUUUUUUCCAAUUUUAUCGUGGUUGAAAAGACGAAAAAAGCGUUUUUUUUUCUUUAUAUUUUCAAUGUUUUUUCCAACCACUUACAUCUCUAUUCCGAUGGACUGCUUCUCUUGCCAGCUUCUUUUUCAAUGGAGCCUGUUUCUUGCUCAUGCCACAAAGCUUUCCUGCAUUUCUUUUUCUUUCACAUAUUUUUUUCUGUGUCAUUGCAAAGUCACGCUCAUAUGUCUGGGUCAUUGUCAUCGUCUUCAUAUUAAAGCGAUAACUCGUAUUGCAGAAAACUCGGCGUUGGCGUCCCGCAUCCAGCAUCGACCGUCUUUUUGCAAAAGAUCAUUCCAAACCAUGCAUACCCAACCACUCUCCUAUCACCAAAGUUGCUCACACCUGGUCUUUCAUUCUUUACAAAGGUAUUGCUCGGAAUUUUGAGAAUGACAGCCCACAAACAAAUGUCAUGAAAACAAAACACUCACAGUGCAUACCUUUUAUGUUGGAUCUUCCCAGACUGAAAUAUUAAAAGUGCGAAACAAUAACAGGAGAUCGGCCCAUGCAAGAAGCUGCGUUUCUGCCGGAAAGCUUGUCUUCAUGCAUAUCCUUUGCCACCGGCAUUUCCCGGUAAACGUUAUGGUUGCAUAAGCAGCAGUUGCCGGGAAGGGUGAAAAGCAGUCGGGGAUCUUUGAAUGCUGUCGCGUUCCACUCUUAAAGGUGAAGCUUAAGUGUCCUCCAAAUUUGUUUGCAAUGAUAGCAUGUGCACCUCAAGACACAACCCCCAGUUGAAGUUUCUUCUCUCUCUCUCUCUCUAUCUCUCUCUCUCUCUUUUCUGAUAGGAAAAAAAAAGCUACUCACAUAGAGGUGCAUUCACAUCAUUACAAUUCUCAUUAUAUUUCAGUCACCGUCCGAUAGAUAAUAUGGACCUAACGGGAACUGCCAGAAUGUCCGCAUGUUAGGGAGUUCUAAAUACCGGAUACGCCCAAAAAUAAGUGACUUUAUUCCACAAGUGACUAAAAAAAUUAAUUGUAACACUUCUCUCGAUGACUGUCGACAGUAAUGCAUUUAGCAUUGAAUCAAUAUAGCGACACAGCACACUGCCAACAUAGAAAUGAGUUAUGUAUAAGGUGUGUGCUGCAGCAGGACUCUUCUAUUGCCAUUUUUUAAGAACAUUCAGCGUCAUGUAGCGGUGCCGAUGCGAAGCCUGCACAUGGCCUCGAAAAUGCAUGGCACGCCGGUGUGUGUGGAUGCCGAGAAUUGCUGUCAACCUUGCCGCACACCCAGUGGCACAAGUUGGCGAGGGGAUCAUUAAAGAGCGGCAUAUACUCGGUACAUUCAUGGUGCACCUUGCUAAAGUGUUGGCGCGAAAGGCGUUCAUUGAAAAGCGGCACAUACCCUGUGCAUUUGUAAGUAUUGAGUUGCUGUCCUUGAGGAACCCUUGUGACGUGGGUUCGAUUCUACUUAGCAUUGGUUAAAUUUAAAGGUUUUUUCAUCAUUGUAGAGCAGCACAUUCCCAGUGGCACAUACCUAGUGACCCAGGCGUCAAAAAGGUUCAUUAAAGACCAGCACAGACCAAGUGGCCCAUACUCAGUGCUCCAAGUUGGCAUCAAAGAGUUCAUUGAACAGCGGUACCUACGCAGUCCCGCAUCUACAGUGACCAAUGUCUGCUUGAAAGAGGUUCGUUGGAGAGCGGCACAUGUAUACACAUUGCCACAUACCCAGGGACCCAAGUUGGUCCAGUGAUUGGUUUCGAACCACAUUUUCUCAGGACAGCAGCCUGAUACGCCACCCAUUUGACCACGGACUACCCAUUGACCGAGGUAGGCUGGAAAAUGGUUAGAUACAUACAUAAUUUCACAUGACUAUAACGCAAGACCCAUCGGCAUCUGCGAUCGACAGCAUUCUUGGCACAGUGCAGUGCACGCUAUCUUAUCACUGUGUGGAAACGCUACUGCCCAUCAACACAUCCAGUGUUAGUCAUGCACAAAUGAAGCUAUCUUUCGCAAGGGGUAGUUCGUGAAUACAGCCCAAGUUUGUCAGUGCGUGUUGCUGUGCAGACGUACACUUGCCCUUGACCCAGACAUUGUGUGGCCGUGAUUUUCUAACAAUGCCCUUCCUUUCCACGCUUUAUCAGUGAUCAGAGCAACUCUUCGCACAUGUUAUCACUGGGAUCAGCUGGCUAUGAGAGUCAUAGAAUCAAGCAGAAGGUGUUGCUUCAAAAUUGCGGCCCGUAUCUCGACCAUUGUCAUGCUGUUGCUACAGAUAGACAAAAGAACAGCACCGAAUUCUCAUCGGCGACUGCUAGAUCGACUAUAGUUUUGGUUUCCUGGAGUGCCGGCGUCAUAGUUGAUGACCAUGUUGGCAACGUGUCAAAAUUAAAAUAUUGCUAUUUCUGCUUGACUCAGUGGCCAUAUUAGGACACAGCCAUGCAGUCGGAGCAUGAAUUAUCGCAUGACACACUGUAAGGUGUUUGAAAUUUUGGUCAUCCUUAUACAUUGUCUAUGGGGCUAUAGUGGCAGUGCCUCGGGGCUGUCUGAGUAAUCAAGCGUGUCCAAAUUAUUGCUGUCCGAAUAAUCGAUCGUUGACUGUAUCGUGAAUAACACUUCUAAAGGACAAGUGACAACAAAAUAGUAAGAUUUCACUAACAUUCGGUUAACACCCUAGAGGCAAAGCAGUGUCGGGCACAAGAAGGCAAGGUGCAAGUAUUGGUGCCUCACAUGUUCACCUUUCCCCUACUAUGUAUUCACAAAAAUCAUGGUCCUGAUCAGAUUUGGGAGUUGUAUUUUGCUGCAAUUACUUUGGAUUGCACAAACGGGUAGUACGGGUAAACAUAUGUUAUGUGUAGUAGGCACAGAGAUAGCUGUAGCUGCCUCCUGAGCGGUUUCAUGUUCUUUAUACCGUUCUCUGCUUGUACCUUGGAACCCUCUUUCCUCUGCCUGGAUAUCCGACAUUUGUUUGUUUUGUCGAUGCUUAGCUAAGGGACCAUCAUGCCAUGUCUCUGGGACCUGCAUGUUAUCAUAGAGAAGAAAUAAGUGCCUGUUCAUUUUCUCUAAGGAUUGAUUUGAGGACAUAUCUAGUACUAUCUCUUUAUCGGGCCCUAUACACUGUCACUGUGGUGAAAUUGCAAUUUUCUAAGAACUGCUUCGUCAUGAUUACCUCGGCAAGACCUUUGAACGUUUGAGGCGCUUUUGAAAGUUCGACCCGCCUAUCGAAGUAUCCUCUAAGCCUAGCCACCUACUUCAUAGCCAUUUCUUCGUUCUUGAGUUUGGAGACUCCAUAAUGUUCCCUGUGCCCAUCUGCCGAAAAACAACACUGCAGCAGAGAUAGCCUGUAUUGGUCAUAGUCUAAGCACUCCUGCAGAGGUAGCCUGCCACAUACUUUCAAAGCUCCUUUUGUGAGGCACAUGCUCAAUGCAAUGGCCCACUGUGAUCUGCCCCGGCCUUGGCUGGUAGCGACAGAUUCAAAUCUGUUGAAAUAGGCAUCCAAAUGAUCUUGAGCGUCCUCAAACUGCGGGAGAAACUUGUACGGAUUUAUUGUUCGAGAGCAAACCACUUGUGCUGCUUCAUUGGGUUCUCCUGCCUGCGUUCUGUCCCCUCAGGCUGCCUCCAUCUCAGCAACUUUGAUGCGUAACUGAAAGCUGCACUCCUCUGCUUCUGCUCAUGCUCAUUCUGGCAAUGCACGUUCGAUGGUAAGCCACUCACGCUCCUUCGUGUCUUUGUGCUCAAUUGCUCUCAUCACGCUGACAAUUUUCCUCCUUUGUCAUCCACUCUCUCAGCUCUGACCCCAACGAGCCUAUCCAUUCUUUAAGUUCUAUUAUUCAUGGGUGUUCAUAACCUUAAUUAUGUGCUUAAAUGACAGAAAACAGUUUCGUCCUGUCUUGCGGACACCAAAUAAAUUUUUCUUUCUAACAUCCAUUUUCACAAGGGCCCUGAAUCAGCAAUUCAGAAACUUGAGUAACACCUUUGAAUGUGUUUCAUUUGAGUAACGUUUUCUUGGGAAGACUUUUUAGAAAAACCACACGUGUACAGCGCAGUUAGGCGCGCAACGUGGUUGGGAUACUUAUCGAUCUAUGCUUUACUGACAACGUAUUUGUUCACCUUCUUUAGGGUAGUUCGGGCCCUAGUAAUUAUAACUGCAAUAAUUGAAUUCGUCAUUUUAAAAAGUUGAGCAUGCUACAAUAUUGAACUCGGAUAAAUUAUCCCUCGUAUAAAAGAAUCGCUCAACAUUGUAAUGCCACAAUAGGAAUGCAUAGCAAACAGCAUGAGCACAUUUGAAUAACAGCACACACUCAAAGCAAGCCCAACGGACGGACGGAAAAAACUUUAAUGGAAAAAGGACCUGCGAGGUUGCCAGCCCGGGCUCAGGCCACCCGGGCAUUGUGUGCGGUGAGGCAUAGCCUUUCCACCGCUGCCCGGGCCCGCUGGAUAGCCCAUAAUUGGUCGUUUAGUUCUGAGCUAGUCAGAGCGCUUAGCCAUCGCUCCUCGAGAAGGUCCGGUUCUAUGUUGUCCUCUACGUAUACUGAACUGAUCUGUGUGCACUUCCACAAGAUGUGUGCCAUGUCUGCGUGUUCGUGUUUGCAGAGCUUGCAGCUAGCGUCUGGAUAUUGUGUUGAAUUUAUUCUGUUUAAGUGUACUGGGUUUCGGAACGUUCUGGUUUGCAAUCUUCUCCAAUCUGUUUCUUGAGACCUGUCGAGUUGUUUGUGGGGUUGUGGGUAUGCUUCUCUUUGUUUCGUGUAGCCCAAGCUUCAGGCAGUAUAGUAUGGCUCUAGAAGCUGGCUUUCCCACAAUGAUGUACAAAUGCUCAUCAUUGCACAUAACAUGUGAGCAUGCAGAGAAGACAUUGAGACAACAUUGGAACUGUGGCUUGUGUGACCAUUUUCCCAUCUCUCUUUAUGCUCAUCUGUUCGUGCUUUGUGACCAGUUGUGAAUGUGUACAAUUUUGGCUCGGCUUGCUAUGCUAGAAAGAAUUACCUAGGCUAACCAUGUUCGCACUCCAAACAUUAGGGAGCUUAAGUUUUGAAUGCUCAAAGUUGGGUUACGCAAACCCCUGGGCCUACGAAAGAAUGAAGGCAGGGUAUUGGGCUUUGGAUAUGCAAAGACACUUGGGUAGGCUAUUUGUAAAGCUCUUACUGUGGACAUGUGGUUCAUGACUGAGGAGUGUUCACUUAUACUUAGCAGGCGAUGCUGUGGAAAGCAUAUGCAAGUAGUGCGGUCGUUAAAGUCACUUCAUAUGUUUCACAGUGCAGUUGUUUUUGAUGUGUGAUGAUUUGUACAGGUUAACUAGUUCAUAUAUUGCAACUACAUGAGUCUCGGAGAGCAUGAAUGAAAAAUGAACUUUCCUGUUCCUACCUUUCGUCAGUUAAUUUUUCACAGUUUUAACAUGAAAUUGACACUGAUAAGUUCUCAAGCUGCAAACCGUACAUACAAAAGCAAAGAAUGAAUGAAAAGUUAAAACUUGUUAGCUUAAAAAAAGUGGCCAAUGGUUUGAAUUAGGCUGAGCUUGCCACAAACAGCGUUUAACUUAUUAUAUGCGGUAUACCAGAAUUUUUUUGCUGCAUCUGUAUAUGGCUGUCGUUCUGGCUCGGCUUUCCUCGUUUACAUCUAUCCAUAGCAUUGCUUGCAAUUUUUUUGCCUGCACAGAUUAUGGAGAGUGCCCACACAUUCCGUAACACAUACGUGACGCUAGUCAAGUAUAUUAACUCUAGGUAAAAAAAAAAAUCCCAGCAGAACCAACGUUGAGUUGAUGUUUUUGUAAGUGAUAGCUUAUGCAUUACGACAAGCGACGUGCUGCAGAUUUCAGUGAUAAACACAUCCCUCAGCCACCAUGGUGGGCCUUGCAGAGAAAGCGGAACUUUAUUCAGCAUUAAAACGUGUUGGAUCACAUCACAAGACAGGACAUUCUUGACCUUGUAGAAACAUGCCCCAGUACGAUGAGAGAAUUUUGCCGAUGAAGGCGUCCCUUAACUUCUGUCUUCAUUGUCAUCUAGAAGAUGCACGCGCCUAACACACCAAGUAUCUCAAAGCGCUGCCUAGUACAAGGGAAAUUUGUAAAGGUGUUUUAUUUUUAGGCAUGUGUCCCUGGCUUAGUGGUUAGAGCACCGGGCUUCUGUGCUAGGGGAACAGGGUUCAAAACCAAUCAUCAGAAAUGUAUUUUCUUCAUGUAUACAUACUGUAUUUGCACAUAAAUAAUGCGACCCAGAAUAUAAUGCGAUAGGCAACUUUCAGCCUCACAAAAAAAGAAAAAAAUAUAUUGCCAUUUAUCGCAAAGUGAUGCCACAAAGAAGCGGGAAACAACGCAUAAAAGCGCAUACCCACAAGGCUUUAUUUACAAUUACUGCAAACUGCCGUGGCAAAAUAAAGUGAAAGGACGAGUGCUUACACCUUUGUUACUGUCAGCAAGGAUGUCAUCAUUCUCCGUACGUGACACCCACCAGGGCUUUAUUGUAUUGGAUGAACAGCACUUCAGAAGUUCUUGUGACACAAUCGAACAUGGCAAAGCCUUUUACAGAUUGCGCGCUGUGAUGCACCACGUGACAUUGAAGACUGCUCGCAUAUGUCCACGAAUUUUGUGUAUUGCCCUUUGGCUAUCUAUGAAACUUCACCGUAGUGCACCAGUGUAACUCAAUGGGCAGCAUUUUUAAAAAAUGAUAUUUCAUAAGGUCGCCUGAAUUUCAACUCUGUUAGCCACAUCAGCAUAUUUAUGGCACUUAGUUGUAACGAUCUUGCUGCGUUACAGCCAAAUUUUGGUGAGGAUUAAAACACUGCUGUAACUCAGCAGGAAUGCUAUGAAUAAGUGCCAUAAAUAUGCACAUUAUUAGAAGGGCAUACCCUCCUUGACAUUGCUAACUGAAAGUUGUUGAAGUACAGGUGGCCUUUUGAAACCUCUUUUAAAAAUGUUGCCCAUUGCUUUACACUGGUGCAUUGCAGUGCAGCUCGACAGAUGGCAGCAGGGGCAAUGUCCAAAACUCCUGGGUAUGUGACGCGCCUGCCCUACAGUGCCUAUCGUCUUGCUCAAAGUUGCGAUUAAUACGGUGUAACCACACUGACGUGGAACUAACAGCAUUCUAAAUGAAGAGAAGGACGGUUUAAAUUGCACGAUGGCAACUUGCAACUCGCUGCUCUUGCGGCAAGGCGAAGAGCAUGGCGAGCAGGCGAAAUUAUUUUUUUAAUAGAACAUGCAUUAAUUAUUGCAUUAAAAUGCAUUAAAUUAUGCAUUAAAAAUGCAUAAUUUCUUAAAAUAGAAAAUGCAUGAUAUAUUGAUGUCACAAACCCAAAUAUAUUACCCAAGGCAUGUUUCGAGGCCAGAAAUUUUUAUAAGUGGACUCGCAUUAUAUUGGUGCAAAUAUGGCACGCACACACACAUACACACACAUAUGCCAAGCUAAGCCACUCUUAAGAUUACACAAAUGGCCAGAAACAUACAAACCAUAAAGUACAAGAGGGGAGGGCAAAAAAAAGGCUAUCGCUUUAAAAUUUUCUCAACUUCCAGUAACACUUACUAUUUAUGUUGGCUACAGUGAAAUGUAAACAACGAAAAGGGAUGUUGUGACUUGGCUUGUUGUCUCAAAAGUAAAUGUGGGCAAGGGCCAUCGAACAGUUCUUAUAUUGACUUUGCUAUGCAAGGUUGCUGUCUGCCAUAAUAAUGGACUACAAAGUUGUACCCUGCUUGUAUUUCUGAAGGACAACUUGUUCCAAUCUUUUUGUUUUACUGUGUUUAAGAUAUUGUUGUGGUGCAAAAACUGCGGCUUAAGGCUUAUAAUAGGCUGAUCUCACAAGUUUCACUCUGCCACCACUGCUGCAAUGGAUGUUGGCAUAGGGUUUUAUACAAUUACUAGUGUCUACGGGAGCUGCAAGCACGGCAGUUCAGCCAACAUGGGAAUAAAUUGUGAAUUGAUAAAUUGUAAUAAAUGAAGCCACAAGAACAUCUGAAGCCCCUAGCACAAAGAUCAGACAAAUCCAUGUACUACCCAUCAUUCCUAUUGUGGCUGAACAAUCGCAGCGCCUGGAUUCCCUCUAUGAAUUGUAGGAAACUUCAUGGCUGGUGAUAUACAUGUUGUUUCGGUGUUACUACACACAGUAGAAGUAAAGGCCCCCGAUAUUGUGAAUCAUACUUGUAUAACAAGGAAAAAAGUGUUAGAGCAUGUCUGCUUCCUGUUUUGGCAAAACAAUCCUUGGCAAAAACCUUUCUUGAGUAAAACUACUUGGUUUACUUUUCAUUCAACAGUUUCAUUCAACAAAAAAUAAAAAUUGCUUAUGGAGAUAACUUUAUUUGAGAAAUCAGUUUCAAGGCCAUGCUCUGACCAAGUCUUUGAAACAUGUACACUCACUGCACAUGAAGCUGAAUUUCGUGUCGAUGCACUAAUUUAUUUGUGCGUUUGCUUGGAAUUGAGCAGCUGAUCAACCGCUGCAUGUACACGUUUAAAACAUUUUGAAAUGACUAUACUUAAAGGUGAUGUUAUGCAGACAAAGCGGAACCACUGCAUGAUGCAUUUCUUAGAAUAAGUUCUAAGACAAGGGCCUAUAACAUUUGUUGAAAACCUCCUCCAUUUUCAACUGGCUCAUUCAAGUGUGCUGCAUCUUGUGCCACCUCAUUGCAUUUCUACUGUGCCCGAUUUCCCAUUUAACAUGUCCUGCUUGCCAUUAGAUUUGUAGUUAAGUUAGUGUGACUCUUUGAAAUCAGUGCUUAUAGGAUGGCCCAAAUUUAUUUUGAAACCAAAAAAUAUUGCUGCCAAUAAAUGAUAAUUUAUCUGCUUCUUGC
This is a messenger RNA of Dermacentor andersoni, 17964 nucleotides long. RefSeq names its product dual specificity protein phosphatase 12-like. The record is from RefSeq and is a predicted model, not a curated record. Gene Ontology annotation, biological process: protein dephosphorylation. Gene Ontology annotation, cellular component: nucleus. Lineage: Eukaryota; Metazoa; Arthropoda; Arachnida; Ixodida; Ixodidae. Gene Ontology annotation, molecular function: protein tyrosine/serine/threonine phosphatase activity.